AUGAGCCGCGAUGCCCAGGUGUCUGGCACAGCGGGUGGCUCCGUGCCCACCUCCGACCUCGUGAUGCCCUCGCAAGAAUCCCAACCCCCCGAUGCGCCGCGAAUGCGUUACCGCAGCCGCCCAGUCUCCGUUGCCGUCGACCCCAUAUCUCUCGUCAUCUCCGAAUGCAUCUCGAUCACGUCGGCCAUCCAGAAACAUGCCCGAUCCCCGCACUCGUCCGUUUCGGCCAUCCUCGGCGGCAGUCCCAAUCCUAUACACCUUGGGCCGCCGAGCCCUGCCCUCAAAGGCCGGAGCAGAAGCCCGCUCGCCCCUACAACGCUCCCCACCGACGGCAGCACGGAUGCUAUCGCCAACAGUCGCUGGGGCCUCCGAGGCCAACGGGGCAAGAGUAUGCAGGACAAUCCCAUGAUUGCUGGAUUUGGCAAGUUGAGGCAUGAGAUCGCCGCCGUCAAGGAUAUCGGCACAUUUGACGCCCCGACACUGCUGGCGCCCUUCCUCCUCGUCAUCCAAGCCAAGGGAACAGCGGCGCCCGUUACGAUCCUCGCUCUCGGCGCGUUGAGGAAGUUUCUUGCCUACGGUUUUGUCUGCUCCGAGUCGCCUCGAUUUGCCUUGGCGAUGCAGUCACUGUCCGCUGCUGUAACGCACUGUCAGUUCGACGUGAGCGAUUCAGCGCAAGGAGAGGUGGUGCUGCUCAUGAUCCUCAACCUCAUGGAGGACAUGAUGUCAGGACCCGGAGGCGAAUUCUUGAGCGACGAGAGUGUAUGCGACAUGAUGGGCCGUGGCUUGGCCAUCUGCUCCCAACCGCGGUUCUCCCCUGUCCUUCGGAGGACUGCAGAGGCGUCAAUGGUGAGGAUGUGCCAGAUCAUCUUUGAAGAUAUCAAGCAUUUGGAAGCAGAGGCGGGGACCGGAAGUGACGACCUGGACCACCGAACACAGGACGACCUUGGGCGUAUCAGGAUGGAUGAACCGAGUGCGACGAGCCCUGCAGAGGAGCCCUCUGGCGACGAGACUCCAGCCCUGCCCGCCAGUCGUCAGGCCUCUCCUGGUCCUGAUAAUGCCAAUGGCUCCUCCGAUCAGCCCUCCGCAGAUUCAUCGACGGAAGAUGGCAGCGAUGGAUCAGAAUCGGUGGACCUCAAGCCCUACUCUCUACCAUCCGUUCGGGAGCUUUUUCGCGUCCUCGUCAAUUUUCUGGACCCCAACGACCGCCAACACACAGACACGAUGAGGGUCAUGGCCAUGCGUAUCCUUCAUGUGGCCCUCGAAGUAUCCGGGCCGUUCAUAGCCCGCCACCCGGCGCUCGCGACAAUCGCCGAAGAUCGACUGUGCUGCUUCCUCUUCCAGCUCGUCAGGUCCGAUAACAUGGCUGUCCUACAAGAGUCCCUUAUUGUCGCUGGCACGCUACUGGCAACUUGCAGGGGGGUGCUCAAGCUGCAGCAAGAGCUCUUCCUGUCCUACUUGGUCGCAUGCCUCCACCCAACCGUGCCCAUACCUCGGGAGCCGGGAAUUGAUCCUUCGUUGUACUCCGGCAUACCAGAGACGCCAAAGCUGGUCAAGCCCCCUGCCUCACAGCAAGGAAGCGGUCGUUCCACGCCAGUCCCCGUUAAGGAUAGGCAGAAGCUGGGCCUGGAAGGCGGCGCUCGCAAGCCCGACGCUCGCCAAGCCAUGGUCGAGAGUGUCGGGGUCUUGUCGCGUAUGCCGACGUUUGUGACAGAGCUUUUUGUCAAUUAUGACUGCGAUGAAGACCGAGCCGAUAUGUGCGAAGAUCUAAUCGGACUCCUUUCACGCAACGCGUUACCAGACUCGGCAACCUGGAGCACCACAAGCGUUCCACCACUAUGUCUCGAUGCACUCUUGCGAUACAUUCAAUUCCUAGCUGAGCGGCUGGACGAGGAACCCGUAUAUGAUGGCUAUCCGGAACCCGGUCUGCUGAAGGAACAGCGACGGCGAAAGAGGAUCAUUGUCAAGGGCACGAGCAAGUUCAACGAGAAACCAAAGGUUGGUUUGGGCUACCUGGAAGCGCAAGGUAUCCUUGCAGAUGCCAAAGAUCCUGUUGAGGUGGCCAGACUCCUGAAGGGUACAUCGCGGGUUUCCAAGUCCGUCCUCGGCGAUUUUCUUUCCAAGAAAGGGAACGAGGCCAUCCUAAAUGCGUUCAUGGACGAGUUCGACUUUUCAAACAAACGCGUCGACGAAGCUCUGAGGGUCUUGCUGGAGACUUUCCGGCUGCCAGGAGAGGCCCCGCUCAUCGCAUCAAUAGUGGAAUCCUUCUCUGAGAAGUAUUGCUCCGGAAAUACACCUGAGAUGGUGGCCAACAAGGAUGGCGUCUUCAUUCUCACUUACGCGAUUAUCAUCCUGAACACCGACCAGCAUAACCCAAACCUCAAGUCCUCGAAACGAAUGACCUUCGACGAUUUUUCGAGAAACCUUCGCGGACAGAAUGAUGGCCAGGAUUUCUCAGUCGAGUUCCUACGAAAUAUUUUUGACUCAAUCAAGUCAAACGAAAUCAUCCUCCCCGACGAGCACGACAACAAGCACGCCUUCGACUAUGCCUGGAGAGAACUGUUGCUGAAGACUGAGUCUGCAGGGGACCUCAUUGUGUGCAACACCAACAUUUACGAUGCCGACAUGUUCGCCGCGACCUGGCGGCCCAUUGUCUCCACGUUGUCUUACGUCUUCAUGUCCGCAUCAGACGAUGCCGUUUUCGCCCGAAUUGUCACUGGCUUCGACGAGUGCGCCAGAAUCGCGGCAAAAUACGAGAAUUCGGAGGCUCUUGAUCAGAUUGUCUACUCCUUGAGCCACAUGAGCACCCUGGCUGCCGAGCUACCAUCGAACACGUCGCUCAACACCGAGGUACAGGUCGGUGAUAACAGCGUCAUGGUCAGCGAAUUGGCAGUCAAGCUAGGGAGGGACUUUCGAGCGCAGCUGGCAACCCUGGUCCUGUUCCGGGUUGUUACUGGCAACGAGCCAUUGAUCCGACGGAGUUGGAAAUACAUCAUACAAUUGUGGCGCAACUUGUUCGUGAAUUCUCUUGUUCCGCCAUUUCCCGCACUCGACGUCUCAACAAUGCCGAUCUCGCCUAUUCCGUUGCAAACGCCAUCUCAGGUUAUAGACAGAGCUUCUCGCGCGGCCGAUACCGGGUUUUUCAGCGCCUUCACGUCUUACAUCUCCAGCUACGCGGCAGAUGACCCCCCUGAGCCAUCGGAGGAGGAGCUGGAAAGCACGCUCUGCACUGUUGACUGUGUGAAAUCAUGUAACAUGGAUACAGUCUUCAGCAACAUCGCGAACAUGCCCGCCUCUCUGGCAGCAGAGCUUGUGCAGUCGAUGCUGGAUCAAAUCCCUGAGGACGACCAUGCAGGUGUCAUCAGUGUCAAGCACGAUGCACCAACGACAUCCCCUACUAAUGGACAGGCUCCUGUAACGUCAUUACCCAGAUAUGAUCCGGGCACACCGUAUAUCCUUGAGUUCUCUACGAUCCUCGCUACCCGCGACGCUGCGUCAAUUGAGCGCAUGGGCAAGGUGGUUUUUGAUACAGUCCAGCAAGUACUUCGCGAGCCGGGCCGGUGGCACCCGAUAACACUAUCCCGUGCAUCAUUCUACGCUCUUUACAUUCUGAAAAUAGGCUAUGACCACGACUUUGCGAAUGUGCCGUUCUUGUUGCAUACCAUCUCAAGCCUGCCGCAAGACGUCGUUGUCAAGACGUCGGACACCAUACUCAAGGGGCUGGCCACCUGUACUGAGGAGCCAGGUCCCUUGAGAAGUGAGAUGAUGACCUCGCCUGACUUCUGGGCAAUCCUGAGGAUCCUGGCAGCAAAUGAAGGGUCCGCCGCACUGGUGUUCGACAUCCUUGAGAAGAGCAGUGUGGGCAGUCCUCCGGCGAUCAUGGCAGACAAUUACGAAGCAGCAGUGGCUCUCCUGGACUACUUUGCCUCCUCUGCCGCCACGCAGUCCAUUCCCCCAAAGGCGGCGGAUACGGUCCAGCAUCGCAGGGGGGAAAAGCAAGGGAAACACGCCGCACCGCAGAAUCAAACAAUCGCGCGCGCAUGCAGAGCGGUCAACUUGCUGCACGGCAUGACUGCCCGUGUGCCUCAGCUCAUGCAGCAAUCGCACCUCGAAAGCACUUGGUCCGCAUACUGGCUCCCCAUCUUCGAGGCUCUCAUGACACAGUGUACCAACCCGCGCCGUGAGGUGCGACAGCUGGCGUUUUCGGCAAUGCAGCGUUCGCUCCUCUCACCGGAGCUGACAUAUACGGAUGCAAAGGAAUGGACCGCCAUAUUCAGCAAAGUGCUAUUUCCGCUAAUCCUCCGGCUCCUGAAACCUGAGGUGUUCACUGUGGACCGAGACGGGAUGAGCGAGAUGAGGGUGCAGUCUGCUUCGCUCUUGUGCAAAGUAUUCCUCCAAUAUCUGGUGCUGUUGUCUGAAUGGGACGGCAUGCUGGACCUUUGGGUCCAGAUCAUCGAUGUCAUGGAUCGCCUCAUGAACAGCGGGCAGGGUGAUAGCCUGGAGGAGGCAGUGCGGGAGAACCUCAAAAACGUGGUUCUUUUCAUGUCAAGCAGUGGGCUCCUCGUCUCCCCAGCGGAGAACCCGGCCAAACAGGAGCUGUGGGACGAGACCUGGAAGCGCGUGGAUAGAUUCCUCCCCGACUUGCGAAACGACCUGGCCGCUGAGGGUGCUGAUGAGAGGGAAGCAACCGGAGGUGACCAGGAGAAGAAGACGGAUAUCACGGGGGUGGAUUUCAAGGCCCCAAGCAAGGGAACCGAACCAGCUCGAAAGGGGGAGGGGGAGGGGCAGGACCAUGAAGGACAGGACCAACUAAGCCAGGACUGA
Molecule: messenger RNA, 4821 nt
Organism: Purpureocillium lilacinum
Lineage: Eukaryota; Fungi; Ascomycota; Sordariomycetes; Hypocreales; Ophiocordycipitaceae
Product: GDP/GTP exchange factor for ARF
Biological process (GO): regulation of ARF protein signal transduction
Molecular function (GO): guanyl-nucleotide exchange factor activity
Source: RefSeq, a predicted model, not a curated record